AUGGCGCCGACACCAGACGACUUCUCCUCCCCGGGGACGGCCACCUACGACUCGGAUACGCUUAAAGUCGGGGAUGGCACCUGGGAUUUCACCAAAGACACAUUCCUCCUCCCCAAUCUCAUGGGAGUACCCUUCGAUACUAUGAGAUAUAAUGGGAUGGGAAACCGCUUCUCGACUUUAACUCAAUACCACUCCAUCAUCAUUGCCCACGGGAUCCUCGCAGCUAUUGUUUUCCUUUUCAUUGUCCCGUUGUCUGUUUUCACGGUGCGGUUCUACGACCGACGACAGGGAUACGCCCGAGCGACGCACGCGAGAUUGAACAUCUUUGGAGGAAUACUACUACUGAUUGUCUUUAUCCUCGGAAACUUCGCCGUCGGCCGCAAGCGAAGCCUUACGAAUCCUCACCAUGGCAUCGGCGUUGCGAUUUUCCUGCUAUACAUCCUUCAGAUGGUCGGCGGUCGACUCAUACUGAACAUCCAAAAAUUCCGUUCCUUUAGGAUCUAUCUGCACCAAUGGUCUGGCAGGGCCAUUGCACUCCUGGGAAUCGUGCAGAUACCCCUUGGUCUUACUCUGUACGGGUCACCGCUGUUCACUUUCAUCAUGUUUGCUGUCUGGAUGGGUCUCUUGGUCCUAGUUUAUUUCAUCCUGGAGUUUAGGCGCCAGGGGCGACGUGAUGACUACUACGGCGGUGGUAGGUCAGAAGCGCAUAGCCGACUCACCGGCUCAGAAUACCCAGUCACAGAUGCUGGUCGAACUGAAAAGAGCGAGAAGCGAGGCUGGCUCGCUCCUAUUCUCGCCGGUGCCGGUCUUCUGGCCUUCUUGUCCGCAAAGAAGGGCAAGAGUGAGCGAAGUCGGAGUCGGAGUCGCAGCCGAAGCCGAAGUCGAUCGCGAUCGUAUAGCCGGAGUCAAGGUCCCGACCGCCUUGCUGCUUCUUCUCACCCUGGAACCAGCUACUAUGAUGAUGACAAGUAUUACGAUGAAGGUGAGAAGAAGAAAGGUGGUGGCUUCAUGACCAAGUUGAUGGGAAUUGGGGCCGCUCUCGGUGCAGCGAAACUGGUGUCUGGCAUGGGCAAGAAGAGUACUGGCGGCGGACGGGAUGAUGAGUACUCCGCAGUCUCAACCGAAACACCAAAACGCUACCCGCCACGUCGUGGGCCGUAUACCGUUAGCGACCUCAGUGAAAUCAGCGACCAAUACCGACGAGACCCGCGUGUGCCUCCGACGAUGGCUGCUCAGGCCAUGAGUGCCGCCGAGAGUGGACCUGGAGGCAGCUCUCGGCCUUAUGCUCCCCGCCCUGCUCACUCCCGAACCUACUCGCGACAUAGUUUUGAUGAUGACGAUUCCUACGACAGCCCUUCCCGGCGACCUCGAGACGACAAAUCCGGCGGCGUUGCCAAGGGGCUUCUUGCAGGGCUGGGGAUGGGCUGGCUCGCGAGCAAAUUUGGUAAGAAGAAGAAAGCACCGCGAGAUGAUGAGAGUUUCUAUAGGGACGAGGACGACCGAAGGUCAGGUAUAAGUGGAUCUCGAUUCACUGGCGAUGGUUACCCCUCUCCUAGCCGCAGCAACAGGAAGCACUCUCGACAGCCGUCCCGCCUAGGUGGUCGUCCGGCGGCUUCCAACAUUCUUAGCGAUGAAUCGUCGAUUGUUGAGCCACGUACCGGUGGCGGUGCUGGACCACCAAUGCCUCCACUGACUGGUUCCUACGGCACCCAUCCACCUGCGCCUGGACCUGGACCUGGACCCGGCCCUGGCCCUGCACCUGCACCUGCACCACCGCCUCCGCCACCUCCUCUACCUACUGGUCCUGGAUUUGUACCUGCUCCUCCUCCUCCCCCUCCAGAUUUUGGCAGGGCUCAGCGACAGCCCUCAUCUUCUCAUGAAGUCAUUGAACCCGUCAGCAUGCCGCCCAUGCCUCCAGACCCACUCGAUUCCAGGAGCUCGUUGAACAGGCCGCCCAGCGAUCGGUUACACAGAACCGACUCAUCCCGGCGACGACGCGCCGGUGAAGAAGCCGCAAUAGCCGCCGCAGCAUCAGCGAGCGCCCUCGCCGCAGAAGAAGAGCAAUUCCGCCGAGAACAAAGGGAGAGAGCGAGAGACCAGGGCACGCCGACGCGACCACCGCGCACGACCACCGUCAAGAUGACAGUUCACGACGAUCGAGUCAAUCUCCGGCGGCUGACGGACGAAGAGGCCGCCUCGUCGAGACGCGACCAGAGGUGGCGACGGGAUGGCUCCUUUAGCAGUAUCUCGGGCACCGAAACCCCCAGCAGACGGUACCGACGAGACUCGACCCAACGGCCGUCAGAGUCUGCCGCAGGGAAGACAACCGAAGGUGAAGGCGAGGGCUCUUCUCAGCUUUCCCCGCCGAACGCAGCCUUUGGCGCCGGUAGGCGGCCCAAGGAUUCGGCCUACUAUUCAGGCGCGGCGGGUCCUUCGGCAACCACUCCGCCGCAGACUGGCCAGCCCAUUUCCAGUCUAGGUAGUGAGAGUCAUGGAACAUGGAGUGGCCAGAUGAGUCCCUCUCCGGUCGACCGACCAGCGGGUUCGGCGGCGGAGAAUCGGAGGAGAAGGAGGUUCGAGAGACGGAGGAGUGUGAGCAAACAAGCAGGUGCAGGCGCGGACAUGUUUGAUUGA
Messenger RNA from Scedosporium apiospermum, 2634 nucleotides. RefSeq lists its product as uncharacterized. The transcript has 2 exons. The coding region runs from base 1 to 2634 and encodes 877 amino acids. Lineage: Eukaryota; Fungi; Ascomycota; Sordariomycetes; Microascales; Microascaceae. The record is from RefSeq and is a predicted model, not a curated record.